This is a messenger RNA of Hypoxylon fragiforme, 1834 nucleotides long. RefSeq names its product transaldolase. The record is from RefSeq and is a predicted model, not a curated record. Gene Ontology annotation, biological process: pentose-phosphate shunt, non-oxidative branch; carbohydrate metabolic process. The transcript has 5 exons. Bases 273 to 1505 code for a protein of 410 amino acids. Gene Ontology annotation, molecular function: transaldolase activity. Gene Ontology annotation, cellular component: intracellular anatomical structure. Lineage: Eukaryota; Fungi; Ascomycota; Sordariomycetes; Xylariales; Hypoxylaceae.
GGGCAUCGGUGCUCACAUACCUAUCACAUAACCUCCUCGUCGGAGUUUCCUGAUUCAACUGCGAUAUACGGGACUUUGCUGCAGCCUGACAGGUGUUGAGUAACCAUGGAGCUUGUAUAGAUCCCCAUAUGUAGGGCCCCCCCUUUUUUUUCAGGGGUAUCUUCAGUAAUGACAAUAUAUCAUUUGCGAAUAACUAGAUUAUUAGCUGGUAGGCCUGCUCCAUUCUCCUGUGGUCGCAGUAGCUUCCCCCACUUGAUCCGAAGUCGCUUCUCAUGUAUGCCUGUAAAGACUAUAUUUGGAGCUUUUCUAUUCACCAACGGAGGUUCCUGUGCGGGAGCAUAAAAUAUCGUCGCGGGGAAGUAUCGUGUCCCCCAUCUUUACUGUACCCCAUUGUCUCCCCCGUAUCCCCGGGACUCUCCCAAAAAAGUUAUUACCUUGUGUUCAUAUAUAAUCAGUGCCGACUUAUCUACUGUGAAGUACCUAGGAUAACGAAGAUGGCUUCUAAUCCGCAGCAGAACCUAUUAGACGUGCUACGUUCGCAUAGCUUGGUGGAUUGCGAUACCUUUGAUGUCGAAGUGCCAAAGAAGCUCGCCCCCUUUGAAGACUGCACGUCAAAUCAGGCCAUCGCCUAUCAUGAACUGAUCCGCGUCGAUGGGGACGGGAAAGCUCUUCACGCCCAACUGAUUCAAGAUGCGGUUGAUUUUGCUUCGUCAAAGGCCUCGGCGUAUCCAGAGGCGACGGUAACCGAGCUAGCGGUAGAGGUUAUGAUGGUCAAGCUGGCCCUCCGAAUAGUGCCGUACUUGAAGGGCUUUUCUCAUAUUCAGACGAACCCGAAGUAUGCGUACAACAAGCAGAAGACUAUUGAAAACGGAAGACGAAUCGUGUCGAUAUUCCUGGAACUAGACCCAACGUACGACAACCGAAGGGUGUGCAUCAAGAUUCCAUCCACUUGGGAGGGCAUGCAGGCGUGUCGCGAAUUAGAAAAAGAGGGAAUCGCCACAUUGGCGACGACGAUGUUCUGUAUGGAGCAGGCGGCUCUCGCGAACCAUGUUGGGUGCACGUAUAUUGCACCGUACAUCAAUGAACUGCGCGUGCACUUCGACGCGAAUUAUGUCGACCAGCACAAAGCCUUCGACUUCUGCGGCGCCGCUCAGCGAUACUACGAGAAAAUCGGCAGCGCGACGAAGGUGCUGCCGGCCAGUCUGACUUCUAUACAGGAGGUUAUGAAGCUAGCCGGCGUCCACCACAUUACCGUCGCCCCGCAUUUGUUGACGAAGUUGGCAGAGACGCCGGCUAACCCGUGGGAAGGGGAGACGGGGACCGUUAUCCAAGACAAGACAGCAGAUGCGACUGUAGGGAAUUAUGAUGAUAUACUAGAGGAUGAAAGUGCUUGGCGCCUGGCAUUCACUCGGAGCCAGGAGGGGAAAGCUGAAGUCAAGAAUAUCCAGGCCGUUAAUAUAUUCUGUGAGAAGCAGGAUGGUCUGGAGCAAUUGGUUCGACGAUGAUUGAGGAUAUAUAGGUAUGUAGCUCUUAGGGAUAAUGUAUAAUCAUAUGUUACGUACCUAGGGUAUAUACCUACAUGCAAGCUGUCAGACAUUAUGUACCUCCUCUAUACAUUUACUCGUGUAACAGUUCUUAGGUAUAUCCAACAUAACAUUUCUUUUUUUCUAUCAUGAGUGUUUAUGUAGGGAUAUAUGUAAGUAAGUAAAUACCCAAUUCGCCAAGAAUACGUCUAUACUAUGUAGGUUAGUUGGGUGGAAGAAAAAGAAACAUUUGAGCACAUCGAUAACUUUCUGUCAGACUUCAAAUGUUUGUCAACCCCCUGCUGUGUUCA